GUCAAAAAAAGGUCAAAUAGGAAUUAGGGUUCUUGAGGAUCUAUAAGGACUGUGAGAGAUUAGGGUUUUUGUAUCGAGGAGGAAUGAGGCAAGUUCGCGAGUGGCUCUACAUUGGCAACGCUGACGACGCGGGUAGUUUCGUCUCUGGGUCUCGGCAUGGAUUCACCCACAUCCUCACUCUAGCUCCAGUUUGCUUGGGCGAUGGCUGCAACUUCAUCAAAGUCGUGCCCGAGUAUCGCAUGGAAGAGUUCGAUCGUGUAGCCCGGCAGCUCCAGGAGAAGUGCCCCGGCUUUGCUGGCACUCAGCCAGUGCGCAAGAUCGUCCCGUUGGUGGACGAGGAGAGCCAGGACAUAGCCCAGGUGCUGCGAGAGUGCCUGGGUUUCAUUGAUCGAGGGGUGGAGGAGGGGAUUGUUCUCGUCCACUGCAUUGGCGGCUUCUCUCGCAGCGCGUCGGUGGUGACGGCGUAUUUGAUGUGGAAGGAGGGGCUGGGCAUGGACGAGGCGCUCGAGUCCCUGAGGAGAUGCAAGGAGGGGAUUCGCCCAAACGCGGGAUUUAUCAAGCAGCUGCGAGAAUUCGAGCAAAGAGGUGACGAGUUUGAUGUGUCGCAAGAUCGUGAGACCGAGCACAAAGCUAUGGAGUAUCGAUGUAAACUGUGCAAGAGAGAAAUGGUUGUAUGAUUGAAACUUUCAAUAUAGAGUAGUGGAUCAAGGCUCUA
Molecule: messenger RNA, 715 nt
Organism: Selaginella moellendorffii
Lineage: Eukaryota; Viridiplantae; Streptophyta; Lycopodiopsida; Selaginellales; Selaginellaceae
Product: dual specificity protein phosphatase 1B
Exons: 1
Coding region: 84-677 (197 amino acids)
Biological process (GO): protein dephosphorylation; regulation of MAP kinase activity
Cellular component (GO): cytoplasm
Molecular function (GO): JUN kinase phosphatase activity
Source: RefSeq, a predicted model, not a curated record